AAGUAAAGAAGCAACAAAGUGGAAAUAAUAAGGGCAGGAGUGGCUAGGCCCGAAACGAAUGAUGAGCUAACAGGCUGAAACCUUCCCACUAAUCUAUAUGAGGAGUGCGCCUUUUCUAUAACAAGUUCUCCAAUGAGUAGAUUUGUUCAUUAUAAAUCCUUCUUUUUGCAGUUAGUUUCGGGGUGAAAGCCUAUUACCAGACAGAAAAGGGGGUUUCUUUUCUAUCUAUUCCCUUUUUUUUUAGUGCCUGUCUGCUCUUUUUGCCUGAAGCUUGAAAGCGGAGGAUGCCCACAAAACAAAUCCCGUGCUUGCGCAUGAGAAGAGGCUGAAAUAACGCUUAAUAUAUACUUCAAAAAUACCAUACCCCUACGCUUUUCUAAUCAGUGUCUUCCUAGCCCAUUCAUUACCUUCUUCUUCUGAGAUGGGAUGACGAGAAUAUGCUCUGCAGAUGUUUUCAUUUCAGGAAGAAGGUGUUAUCAAGGAGCGAAGGGACGAAGGCAAGAGAAGAGGUCUAGGUCUUUGCUGCUUGACUGCGUCAAAGCUUGAAGUGACGAAUACGCUUUGAUUGAAUCAGAAAUGAACUUAUAUAGCGGAGGAAGAGCAGAAGCUGUGUCGGUUCUUAUUUCCCUUUGGGAGUGACUUUAGCUACUAUUAGUCUAGAAGAUAGAAGAUAGGAUUGGAAUAGCAUAGUCCUACUUCCUAGUCCUAGUAGUCUUAGUACUCACUACUAAGACUGAGACUUACUACUAACUGAAGUAGACUGACUUUUUUCCUCGUUAUAACAUAACAGAAGCGGCUUCGUAGGACCUCUGUUCGCUAAUCCAUCAUCGUAUAUGAGACUGACUUUCUUGCUUCUUUUAGACAGUCCACCAGUACUAGUUUGAAACCUGUCCGCUGCCUCACCUUAGGAAAAUUAUUCCAUAUAGGAAUGAAGAAAGGCCAUGAUAGGAAAGUGAAGUGACUGUAGGGGGAAUGCUUUUUUUCUUCCCUAGCAAUUAGCAGAGCGAGGGGAAAGGAUAAAGGGUGCAAAGUUCUUACCCACUUUAUCUAGUAGGUCUUUCUUGUUUAUACAGAUGUGACAUACUAGAAACCUUGCCAAAAGACUGAGGCAAGGAAAAUAGUCCUUCCUGUUAAAUAAGUAAAUUGAAAAUGAAAUCAGCGUGGUAAACAGACACCCAUAAGUCCUCUAAAGAGUACGUUAUUUAUUGGUUUACUUGUCUAUUCUUUUUUUAUACUAAUAAAGAUCAAAUACCUAUCCCAAGGCCACGUCUGUCCCAAGCUGGAAAAGCCAUAGCUCAGAUUAUGCUCCUUGAAGCCUGGUUUCUGGAAAGGGGUCGAAAUCUCCAAGGCAUGCCAAAGCCUGCCAAUCGCCGGUUGGGUCAAAAGCUGAUGAGCGAUUUUGAUUGAGUUUUGAGACAAGCAAGCUAGUUGAAAGACUCUCAUUCCGUCAUGAUGCUCUUCUCUUCAGCAGAAGAAGGAGAGAAGGGGCUCUUCAGUGGCUUAUUUCCUUCACGGUGAUUGAAAGACGGACGUGGGGGCUAUCACUUUCUUUUCAACGCUUCAACCUGCUUCAUCUAUCGUUAGGGCUCGGUGAGAAUCUUACCUACCUUCCUUUUCCCCUGUUGUCUUGUCUAGCUUUAAAAUAGAACUUCUCUAGCGCCUCAAAGAAAAAGGGCUCCGUAACUCCUUUCACACUAAGCUAAUUCAAGUGCACUAAGCAAAAUGAACCCUAAAGCUUCAGCUGCUAUCCGUGACAAGGUGGUAUCAGAGCCUUGCUUCGAGGAAGCCUGGUUCGAGCUUGGUUCGUGGGAGCGAGACUACUUGUGGGCAAGCAUGUCUGGCAUGACUGAGGAAGUUGCUAUCAACAUGUAGGGAAGGGGAAUCCCAACCUCCUCAGCAGGGAAGCAAGAAGGGACGAGGUCAUAGUAAGUGCUGAGGACCUUGCUUGCUAGUCUAUCUGUGAAAGUAAGUUUCUGCAUUGGAGGCUGAACAUCUACGAGCCAGCCGUCUUCAAGACAUUACGUGAGAAGGAGAAAUGCUGGUAGUACCUCUUCACAAGAGGAUCAGACCAGAUCCAAAAUAGCGUAUGAAAUGAUUAUGGUCUAUCUAGUACAGUAUGAUCGAUCAAGUCAUUCAGUAAAGUCUCUUAGCUAGUAUGGAAUUCUAUCUAUUAGCGGGUCGGUGACGGUAGAUUGAUCCUGAGAAAUGAGUUCUUUCCUUUGUGCAUCUUUCUUUCUUUUCCCAUGUCUUUCUUGGUUGGUAAACCCAACUGGCGAUUUACAACAAACAAUCUAUAGUCAAACAUAAGUCCUGCGGGCUUGCUUUUAACCAUACCUGGUUCAGUCUGUAUGGAGGGAAUCAUUUUUUCUCAAUCAAGACCAUGUCAGAGAUUUUUGUGCUUGGCUUUUGCUUCUGUUUUUACGUAAGCGUAAACACUUGGCACGCUUAUAGGAUUAUCCAGAUAAAUGAAAGAUUACAGAAGCCCAUGACAUUUAAAAUAACUUGGAAAGACGGGUUGGUGAUAACCCCGUGGGAACGGCCUAUUGGUCCCACCCACGGCCCAUCUGACCCUUCUUCGCCUUCGGGUUCUCCAGUUAAGGAUGCCCUGGAUCUAGCGCAAGAUGUUCCCCACAGCCCCCUUGAUCAAUUUGCCAUUAAGUCAUUUCUUGAUAUGAGGGUAGGAUACUUGUAUAUCUCAUUCACAAAUCCCGCUUUCUUUAUGCUGCUAACUCUCGGUUUGGUCUUCCUGCUGUUUCAUUUGGUUACUAAAAAGGGCGGAGGAAAGUCAGUACCAAAUGCUUGGCAAUCCUUGGUAGAGCUUAUUUAUGAUUUCGUGCCGAACCUGGUAAACGAACAAAUAGGUGGUCUUUCCGGAAAUGUGAAACAAAAGUUUUUCCCUUGCAUCUCGGUCACUUUUACUUUUUCGUUAUUUUGUAAUCUCCAGGGUAUGAUACCUUAUAGCUUCACAGUUACAAGUCAUUUUCUCAUUACUUUGGGUCUCUCAUUUUCCAUUUUUAUUGGCAUUACUCUAGUGGGAUUUCAAAGAAAUGGGCUUCAUUUUUUAAGCUUCUCAUUACCCGCAGGAGUCCCACUGCCGUUAGCACCUUUUUUAGUACUCCUUGAGCUAAUCCCUCAUAGUUUUCACGCAUUAAGCUCAGGAAUACGUUUAUUUGCUAAUAUGAUGGCCGGUCAUAGUUCAGUAAAGAUUUUAAGUGGGUCCGCUUGGACUAUGCUAUGUAUGAAUGAUCUUUUCUAUUUCAUAGGAGAUCUUGGUCCUUUAAGUUUAGUUCUUGCAUUAACCGGUCUGGAAUUAGGCGUAGCUAUAUCACAAGCUCAUGUUUCUACGAUCUCAAUCUGUAUUUACUUGAAUGAUGCUACAAAUCUCCAUCAAACUUUCUUUUUUUUUUGUUAUUUUUUUAUAAUUGAAUAA
Messenger RNA from Arachis duranensis, 3430 nucleotides. Its product is annotated as ATP synthase subunit a-like. The transcript has a single exon. Lineage: Eukaryota; Viridiplantae; Streptophyta; Magnoliopsida; Fabales; Fabaceae. The coding region runs from base 2381 to 3430 and encodes 349 amino acids. Gene Ontology annotation, molecular function: proton transmembrane transporter activity. The record is from RefSeq and is a predicted model, not a curated record. Gene Ontology annotation, biological process: proton motive force-driven ATP synthesis.